Molecule: messenger RNA, 1722 nt
Organism: Zasmidium cellare ATCC 36951
Lineage: Eukaryota; Fungi; Ascomycota; Dothideomycetes; Mycosphaerellales; Mycosphaerellaceae
Exons: 1
Coding region: 1-1722 (573 amino acids)
Molecular function (GO): catalytic activity
Source: RefSeq, a predicted model, not a curated record
AUGACUUACUCCAAGCCAAACGAGACGAAGAAGGUCUUGGAGAAUGAUAUUCUUUCGAACCCUUUGAUAGCGAAGUCACUGCCAACCUCGAUACGGGAUGCAGCUUCACAUAUCCACUUUACUGGUGCCGAGUCACCCUCACUCCCGAUUAACUGGCGCUUCGCAGAAGCAGUGUCUGCCUUGAAAGGCCUGGAAGCCAGUCUGGUGAACGUAAUCCUCGACAGGAAAUACCGUGUUGGAAUGCGCCAUGUCACCAUCAACACCGACAAGGCGUCCCUUUUUAUUUUCAGCACAAUGCUCUGGACGAUCGACCCCGACGGAGAAAACAUCGCUCCAACUCGACUCCAAGAGAUUGGAGAAGGGUUUACAAAAUACUUUCCGAGUCACAACUUGUACAAGACAGGGAGCUCAUUGUGUCGGAGCUUAGUCACUGGUAUCUACAAGUGCGCAGAUGGGAAAUACUUCAACAUGCAUGCUUCUCUCAGCCCAAACCCGACAUUGGAGAGCAUCGGGCUUCCCCACGAUAUGGAAGUCUCCAAUUUCGAUGAGGGUGUCAAGGUCAUCUCAGAAGCAACCGGAAAACUCGACAGCCAGGAAAUGCAGAGGCUUAACACCGACGUGUAUCGCCAAGCGGGCACUAUCUGCUACUCUGUUGAAGAAUUUCGAGAGUCAGAGCACGGCCGCGCCAACGCACACGUCGGUUUGUGGGAAAUCUACGAUCGGCCAAAUCCCGCACAGCCCGCCUCUUGGUGGCCAGACACUCCACAGACGAGCCCAUUACAUCCCUUGGCAGGUCUCAAGGUCGUGGAUCUUACCCGAAUCCUCGCAGCACCAGCAAUGACACGCGGGUUGGCCGAGCUCGGCGCCAGUGUAAUGCGAUGCACAAGUCCCAAUCUGCCCGACCUGAAUACUACGCACGCGGACCUCAACUGGGGCAAGUGGAACUGCAGCAUCGAUCUACACAAGGAAGAAGAUCGAGAGAAGCUGAAAGCUUUGAUUCUGGACGCAGACGUAGUCGUCCAAGGCUAUCGUCCAGGGGCGCUGGACAAGUACGGCUUCUCGCAGCAGAACAUCAUCGACAUGUGCAGCACCCGAGCAAGAGGCAUCAUCUCCGUUCGAGAAAACUGCUAUGGUUGGCAUGGCCCAUGGAAGGACCGUUCGGGAUGGCAACAGAUCUCAGAUGCUUGCGUUGGACUCUCGACAGGAUUCGGUCGUGCAGUGGGUCACGGCGAGCCUGUCACACCGAUAUUUCCUCAUAGCGACUACUGCACGGGCAUAUCUGGCACUUGCGCUACACUCAUCGCCCUCCUUCGAAGAGCCGAACAAGGCGGUUCAUACCGCAUCGACCUGGCUUUGAACUACUACAGCUCCUGGCUCGCGACCAGCGUCGGCGAGUAUCCCAAAGAGGUCUUCGAAAAGGUCUGGAAAAAAGAAUGUGGUGGGCAGGUAUUUCACCACUGGCAUCCGAAUCACUGGACCGCACCGGCUGCAAUGGAACAAUUACGACAAGGACCGGCGAAAGAGAGAUUGUUCAAGCCUGAGUUCUUUGAGGAUCGCCCUGCUCCUGUGGCUCUGGGCGAUUCUGAUAAGAAGAUUCGAUGUCUGGCACCGAUUGCUGAGUGGGAUGGGGUUGUCAAGCUGGGAUUCAAUGUCGGUGCUAGAGGCAAUGGCACUGAUGCUGCCGGGUGUCCGAGUGACUUGACCGUGGAGCAGGUUUCUUGA